GCCAUAAACGGAUUCUCAAUCAUAUCAUCAACAGAUGAGCCCACAGUUCGCGACGACAUCACCCUUACCUACAUAUCGGCCCCAAUUAUGACGGAGUCUAAUAUGAGGGAUAAUGUGAUUGAGAAGACCCCAUACACUCAGCUAGAGUUGCAAUGUAUGGUUUGGGGUCGACCUAAGCCUGUGAUCACUUGGUAUAGAAAUAAAAAGCCAUUUAUUGUGAACGAAAAAACGGGAAUUAAAUUGGAUGACAGGAAUCAAAGGCUUACAUUCACACGAAUACUGGACAAGGAUUCCGGUGUUUAUGAAUGUGAGGCACACAAUAGCGGCGGAACUGCGAGGGCCAGCGCUAGGCUUAAAGUGGACAGUCCUGAAGACACCACUACCGGACGCAGCACUGAAGAGAUAAUUGUUUUUAUAUUAUUCGUUGUCGUGGGAACUGUUAUGAUAUUUGUGGUCAUAUAUAUCGGCAAAAAGAUUAGACAAGAAAGGAAACAAAAGCGGGAAUUGGAGUUUUUCUCGCACAAUCUGUUUGAGACAGGACAAAUUGAGAUGUUUAAUCCGGAUAUGCCUCUCGAUGAACAAAUUGAAUUAUUGCCAUACGAUCCCAGAUAUGAGUUCCCGAAAGAAAGGCUAAAACUAGGCCGAACAUUAGGACAGGGAGCGUUUGGUCGAGUAGUGAAAGCAGAGGCAAUAGAUCUGGAGGACGGGGAUAACUCGACUACAGUUGCUGUUAAAAUGCUUAAAGAAAGGGCUGAUAUAAUUCAAAGAAAGGCACUGAUGGCUGAACUCAAAAUUCUGAUUCAUUUGGGACGACAUCUAAAUAUAGUUAACUUGUUGGGUGCCGUCACCAAAAACUUAGUGAAAGGGGAAAUCCUAGUGAUAGUGGAGUACUGCAAAUUUGGAAACUUGAGACACUAUUUGCUGGCUUAUAGGGACUCAUACGUCAAUCAGUUGAACGCCAACACAGGACUAAUUGAUCCGACAAUUAAGACCAUACAAGACAUGAAAAAGCAUUCAAACUCAAUGAAUGGCAGAACUCCGGUCUAUGAGAAUGUGUUCGCAGCCAAUGGUAUAACAAAUCCUAAUUACACGACGUCUUCACACAUGACAUCCAUAAAUGUGAAGAAAGAGAGCGUCCGUUACGCAGAUAUACUGCAUAAUCAACACUCCGGUAGUUAUACUAACGGUUACAUCACAUCAGUGAACAGUAACGGUAAUACGGGUCAAGAGACGGGUCAGGACUCGAGUUCGGCCAAUGGUUCGGGAGGUUAUAGGGGAGAGUCCGUACAUAAGCGAAACAAAGACAAAGUCGUCACUACUUGUGAUUUGCUGUGUUUUGCAUUUCAAUGCGCCCGAGGAAUGCAAUACUUGGCCCACAGGAAGAUCUCAUUUAUCGUAUCAGAUGCCAUAAACGGAUUCUCAAUCAUAUCAUCAACAGAUGAGCCCACAGUUCGCGACGACAUAACCCUUACCUACAUCUCGGCCCCAAUUAUGACGGAGUCUAAUAUGAAGGAUAAUGUGAUUGAGAAGACCCCAUACACUCAGCAAGAGUUGCGAUACAUCUCGGCCCCAAUUAUGACGGAGUCUAAUAUGAAGGAUAAUGUGAUUGAGAAGACCCCAUACACUCAGCUAGAGUUGCGAUGUAUGGUUUGGGGUCGGCCUAAGCCUGUGAUCACUUGGUAUAAAAAUAAAAAGCCAUUUAUUGUAAACGAAAACACGGGAAUCAAAUUGGAUGACAGGAAUCAAAGGCUUACAUUCACACGAAUACUGGACAAGGAUUCCGGUCUUUAUGAAUGUGAGGCACACAAUAGCGGCGGAACUGUGAGGGCCAGCGCUAGGCUUAAAGUGGACAGUCCUGAAGACACCACUACCGGACUCAGCACUGAAGAGAUAAUUGUUUUUAUAUUAUUCGUUGUCGUGGGAACUGUUAUGAUAUUUAUGGCCAUUUAUAUCGGCAAAAAGAUUAGACAAGAAAGGAAACAAAAGCGUGAAUUGGAGUUCUUUUCGCACAAUCUGUUUGAGACAGGACAAAUUGAGAUGUUUAAUCCGGAUAUGCCUCUCGAUGAACAAAUUGAAUUAUUGCCAUACGAUCCCAGAUAUGAGUUCCCGAAAGAAAGGCUAAAACUAGGCCGAACACUAGGACAGGGAGCGUUUGGCCGAGUAGUGAAAGCAGAGGCAAUAGGUCUGGAGGACGGGGAUAACUCGACUACAGUUGCUGUUAAAAUGCUUAAAGAAAGGGCUGAUAUAACUCAACGAAAGGCACUGAUGGCUGAACUCAAAAUUCUGAUUCAUUUGGGACGACAUCUAAAUAUAGUGAACUUGUUGGGUGCCGUCACUAAAAACUUAGUGAAAGGGGAACUCCUAGUGAUAGUGGAGUACUGCAAAUUUGGAAACUUGAGACACUAUUUGCUGGCUUAUAGGGACUCAUACGUGAAUCAGUUGAACGCCAACACAGGACUAAUUGAUCCGACAAUUAAGACCAUACAAGACAUGAAAAAGCAUUCAAAUUCAAUGAAUGGCAGAACUCCUGUCUAUGAGAAUGUGUUCGCAGCCAAUGGUAUAACAAAUCCUAAUUACACGACGUCUUCACACAUGACAGCCAUAAAUGUGAAGAAAGAGAGCGUCCGUUACGCCGAUAUAUUAAUAGAAACAAAAGCGUGA
Oppiella nova is the source of this 2661-nucleotide messenger RNA. Lineage: Eukaryota; Metazoa; Arthropoda; Arachnida; Sarcoptiformes; Oppiidae. The record is from the annotation of a GenBank genome assembly.